Molecule: messenger RNA, 1465 nt
Organism: Heterocephalus glaber (naked mole-rat)
Lineage: Eukaryota; Metazoa; Chordata; Mammalia; Rodentia; Bathyergidae
Gene: Cfap298
Product: cilia and flagella associated protein 298
Biological process (GO): regulation of cilium movement
Source: RefSeq, a predicted model, not a curated record
CUUCCGGGAGCGAGCGCCGUUUUCUCCCGGCUCCGCGGGCGCGCACCCCCGGGUUCCAGCCUGUAGCGGCGGUUGGUCGGUAGCCGCUGUUCGCUGUUGGGGCUGCCCGUGGCGGAGCCUGCAGUCCGCGUGUCGCGGUCCUUUUGGACGCUCGACGGGGCCUCCGCCAUGGUUCUGCUACACGUGAAGCGGGGUGACGAGAGCCAGUUCUUGCUGCAGGCGCUGGGCAGCACCGAGCUGGAGGAGCUGACGGUGCAGGUGACCCGGGUCUACAACGGGCGGCUCAAGGUGCAGCGGCUCUGCUCAGAAAUGGAAGAAUUAGCAGAGCAUGGCAUCUUUCUCCCUCCUAAUAUGCAAGGACUGACUGAUGAGCAGAUCGAAGAGCUGAAAUUAAAAGAUGAAUGGGGCGAAAGAUGUGUACCCAGUGGGGGCGCAGUAUUUAAAAAGGAUGACAUUGGACGAAGGAAUGGCCAAGCUCCAAAUGAAAAAAUGAAGCAAGUUAUAAAGAAGACUAUAGAAGAAGCCAAAGCAAUAAUAUCUAAGAAACAAGUGGAAGCCAGUGUCUGUGUUACUAUGGAGAUGGUGAAAGAUGCCUUGGACCAGCUUCGAGGUGCCGUGAUGAUUGUUUAUCCCAUGGGGCUGCCACCGUAUGAUCCCAUCCGGAUGGAAUUUGAAGAUAAAGAAGAUCUGUCAGGAACUCAGGCAGGCCUCAGCGUCAUUAAAGAAUCAGUGGCACAGCUGUGGUGGGCAGCCAAGGAGUUAAGAAGAACAAAGAAGCUUUCAGACUACGUGGGAAAAAAUGAAAAAACCAAAAUUAUUGUCAAGAUUCAGCAACGGGGACAGGGAGCGCCAGCCCGAGAACCUAUCAUUUCCAGUGAGGAGCAGAAGCAGCUGAUGCUGUAUUAUCACAGGAGACAGGAGGAGCUCAAGGUAGCUCCCGGGUGGUGUUGGUGCCCACAGAGCUGGUGCUUGGGAAAUUGGAAGAAAAUGAUGACGACUCCUGUCUAAAUUCCCCAUGGGCAGAUAACACUGCUUUGAAGCGACAUUUUCAUGGGGUAAAUGACAUAAAGUGGAGACCAAGAUGAACCAGCUGAUGAAGAUUUCAAAACUCCUAGGACACUUUCCUUGCCGGCAAAAUAGUUAAAAUAAUAAAAGACACCAAGCUCUCUCUACAAGACAUGUUGAAAUUUCUAUUUUCCUAGUUUUCUUUUAGUUUGAAUUUUUAAAAUAACAGUCACUCACUUUUUUUUUUUUUUUGGUACCGGGGAUGGAACUCUGGUCCUUGCGCUUGCGCAGCAGGUGGCGAAACUGCUGAGCUAAAUCCCUGGCUCCUGUCACUCACUGUUUUAGGAUUUCAUAUAUAAUAUCCUCAAAAGAAAAUGCCUAAAUUAUUUUUGUUUUAGGAUGGCUAUGUAGUAUCUCACGGUUUUCUUUGAUAAAAUAGUAAAGAUUAACUACAACCAUU